GUUCGAAACGUCAUCCAGUAAAUAAUACUGUUUCACUGUGUGAUAUAUCAAAUAAACAAACUAAUAUGGAAUUACUUACUACCACAGUGCCCAAGUUUUAUACAUAUAUUAAUACUGUUUGUAGUUGUCUGUAAAAAUCCUUCUUCUUCUCUUGUUCCGCGUUGUUUGUAGCACUGUGCAUAGCGUCGGAUAAUUGUUACCUUCCUUCCUUCGGAGUUGAAUCUUACUGUCAUGACCCUGGAGGAAAUUAGUUCCCACUGCAUUAGGGCUUUGACUGCCACUGGUGACAUAUCUUGUCAAGAAAUGUACACAGAGGUGAUGAACAAGAUAUGUGGACCAGACCGACCGUACAUCAACCCAAAUGAACUAGAAGCAUUGCAUUUGAAAAUAUAUAAUAAUUGUAUUGAGAAGUUCAAUAGUUGCCCUAAAAUGGGUGGUGAAGCAUUUUCUGAAGAGUAUUUGCAUCGCUUAAAGGAAACAAUAACGCAAAUGGGAGAAGACUUCCGCUUAGCGAAUUCUAAAAAGAACAUAUUUCAAACGUUUCGUACUCCAACCGUCUUGGUUGUCAUCUUACUGCUUUUCUAUGUUGUCACAGGAAUAUUUGAGUUCAUUGGCUUAUCAGUGAUUUCAAAUAUUCUGACUAUGCCGUUCUACACUGCUUUAAUAACAUUGUUUACCUGGUUGUUUUUAAGUUAUACUGGUCAAGCGCCGGAAUUAGCCAAUGCUAUAGACCAUUCAGCUGAGUUAGUGAUGAAUAAGGUCUUCACUCCUGCAAUAGAAGUAGUUGAUAGACGUGGAAUUGCUCAGUUAGUUGGAGGUG
Trichobilharzia szidati is the source of this 820-nucleotide messenger RNA. The record is from the annotation of a GenBank genome assembly. Lineage: Eukaryota; Metazoa; Platyhelminthes; Trematoda; Strigeidida; Schistosomatidae.